Messenger RNA from Coturnix japonica (Japanese quail), 1964 nucleotides. Its product is annotated as methanethiol oxidase-like. NCBI's taxonomy places the organism in Eukaryota, Metazoa, Chordata, Aves, Galliformes, Phasianidae. Gene Ontology annotation, molecular function: selenium binding; protein binding. The record is from RefSeq and is a predicted model, not a curated record.
CCCAGGCAGCUCUCUGCCCUCCCCAUUGCUCUCUGUAUAUUCCCUUUUGCCUUACUCCAGUCCAGGCGCUGUGCUUCCUGCUGCGCACCUCGGAGCCAACAUGGCAAAAUGUGGAGAAUGCGGCCCAGGAUAUGCAACUCCCCUGGACGCCAUGAAAGGUCCCCGGGAGGAGAUCGUCUACCUGCCCUGCAUCUACAGGAACACUGGCAUCCAGAAGCCGGACUACCUGGCCACCGUGGAUGUUAACCCCAAAUCCCCACACUACUGCAAGGUGAUCCACCGCCUGCCCAUGCCCAACCUGAAAGACGAGCUCCAUCACUCGGGGUGGAACGCCUGCAGCAGCUGCUUUGGGGAUGCCACAAAGAGUCGCAAUCGUCUCAUUCUCCCAAGUCUGAUCUCAUCCCGCAUUUAUGUGGUGGAUGUGGGCACGGACCCACGAGCCCCCAGAAUCCAUAAGAUUGUGGAGCCUGUGGAGUUGUUCUGGAAGGGGAACGUGGCACAUCCCCACACCUCCCACUGUCUGGGCAACGGUGACAUCCUGAUCAGCUGCUUGGGAGAUCCUUCCGGCAAUGGGAAAGGUGGCUUUGUUUUGCUGGAUGGAGAGACCUUUGAAGUGAAGGGAAACUGGGAGAAAGGGGGGAAGUGCCCUCCCUUUGGUUACGACUUCUGGUACCAACCGCGACACAACGUCCUGAUGAGCAGUGAGUGGGGGACCCCCAAAGUCCUGGCACAUGGUUUUAACCCAGUUGAUGUUGAGAAAGGGCAUUAUGGUCACCACAUCAACGUGUGGGACUGGAGCUCCCACACCCUCAUUCAGGCGAUUGACUUAGGGAAGGGCUCCAUCCCUUUGGAAAUUCGUUUCCUCCACAACCCUGAUGCUGCAGAAGGAUUUGUUGGAUGCUCUCUGGGCGGAACAGUGCAUCGCUUCUACAAGACAGAGAAAGGAGACUGGGCAGCAGAGAAGGUGAUUGAAGUACCCAGAAAGAAAGUGCAGGGAUGGCUCCUCCCUGACAUGCCUGGUCUCAUCACUGACAUCCUCAUCUCACUGGAUGACAGAUUUCUCUACUUCAGCAAUUGGCUGCACGGUGACAUCCGCCAGUACGACAUCUCCAACACACGCCAGCCCAAACUGGUGGGGCAGGUGUUCCUGGGAGGCAGCAUUGUAAAAGGUGGACCUGUGACUGUGGUGGAAGACAAGGAGCUGAAGUGCCAGCCAGAGCCAUUUGUGAUCAAGGGGAAGAGGGUGCAGGGCGGACCACAGAUGAUUCAGCUCAGUUUGGAUGGGAAGAGGCUGUAUGUCUCCACCUCUCUCUACAGCGGAUGGGACAAACAGUUCUACCCGGAUCUCGUCAAGGAGGGCUCCGUUAUGCUGCAGAUCGAUGUGGACACUGAAAGAGGUGGAUUGAAAGCGAAUACAAACUUCCUGGUGGAUUUUGGGAAGGAGCCUGACGGGCCGGUGCUGGCUCAUGAGAUUCGUUACCCCGGUGGUGACAGCACCUCGGACAUCUGGAUAUAAGUGUGUGAAUGAGUCCAGUGAACCACUGACUGAAUUUCAGCUUCUAUUGGGGUGAGCCACAGAAGCUCCACUUUAUGCUCAUUCUCUGAGGCAGCCAAGUAAAUCUGAAACACAUCCUACAUCUUUCUUAUUCCUCUGAUCUUUGCUUUUGUAAAGAGCUGUGCAAUCACAAACUGCCUGCAGGCCGACCUCACCGUCUGCAAGGACUGUUUGCUGGGUGGUGGAGGAACCGCUCCUGGGUAACUCCAGAAGAAGUGCACGUUUCACGGAGUGCCCUUUCCCUACAAAGCUUAAUUUGCUCAUCAAGUAAUCAGUGAUUUACAGUACAGAAUCCUGCACUGCUAACCCGAAGCCAUGCAUUUCCAGAGCUGGGUUAACUUUUAACGCUUGUGCAACAAUGCUGUAUAAGAAAAGUCAACAAUAAAACCAUUCUUUGAAUAAGGUGGAA